Owenia fusiformis is the source of this 1099-nucleotide messenger RNA. The record is from the annotation of a GenBank genome assembly. NCBI's taxonomy places the organism in Eukaryota, Metazoa, Annelida, Polychaeta, Sabellida, Oweniidae.
AUGGCCGCGCCCAUGAAAGGUUUUCUAAAAAAUAAAUUCUUUACAUUUUGCCAAUGUUUUAAACAGCAUGAUGGGAUUAGAGUGCAUUCACUUCACAAAAGAUCAUACAUCAAAUGGAAAGAUAUGGCAGAGAGGAGUGCUUGGGAAACCCAUUAUAAAUCUAGUGACCAAUCAAUCGACUGGCUGCUUUCCUAUGGACACCUAAAACACGUCAUUCUACCAGCUAUCAGUCCAAUAAUGAGGGAAAAUGUUUCUUUUAAGAUUAUUGAUAUCGGAUGUGGACAGUCGGAUCUAAUACCUCAACUUCUACUGAAUGAUUUAAACAACACUAAUGCUUACUGUACUGACUUUUCAUACCAUUGUAUUGAGCAACUUAGAAACAAGUUCCAUCAACUCAACAUUGCUGACAACUGCACCAAUGGAAAUACACGUCAAGAUGUGAAAUCUUGUAACAGACUUAAUUUUGUAAAUUGUGACGCUCAGUACUUACCAUUCCAAGAUGAAACUGUUAAUUGCAUCAUUGAUAAAGGUACAACAGACGCCGUGUUGAAAGACGUGAUAAAAGGAAAGAAAAUAUUUGAGAAAAUUGUAUGUGAAUGUUUUCGGAUUCUACAUAAAGAUGGCAGUCUUAUACAAAUUACCGAUGAAGUACCAGAACUGAGAGUUCCAUUACUGGAACUGGUAUUCUCAAAGUUUAAAAUACAAACUACACAAUUUUCUCUGUCAUUUAAAAUCAUAGAGGAUAAUGAAAUGGAAUAUUAUGUUUAUUUCAUUAAAAAGGGCUAGAGGUUAAAAUCAAUAAAACGUCGUACGUAUAUGCGCAACGAGGGCAUCUGGAGGGCGAAAUCUUAAAUCGCAUCUUGUUUACUGUUAAAAGGAUUGUGGAUUAUUAUAAAAUAGAUGAAUACGAUUUGGAACAGCCUUGAAAUUUUAAAGUGACGAAGCGGCAGUCCAAUGGUACUCUUGACAUUUAUAAAAGAUUAUUCAUGAACGAUUGUUCGUCGAGUAUGGGAGUAUAACCUCAGAUCAAUAUCAAUUUUAGUAGAUUUAUUUCAAACAAAUUGAUCAUAUAAUAAAUUGUUUGACAUGCAAGUUACAA